This is a messenger RNA of Tricharina praecox, 2072 nucleotides long. RefSeq names its product chaperonin Cpn60/TCP-1 family. Gene Ontology annotation, molecular function: ATP hydrolysis activity; ATP-dependent protein folding chaperone; ATP binding. Bases 177 to 1844 code for a protein of 555 amino acids. Gene Ontology annotation, cellular component: chaperonin-containing T-complex. Gene Ontology annotation, biological process: protein folding. The transcript is spliced from 7 exons. The record is from RefSeq and is a predicted model, not a curated record. NCBI's taxonomy places the organism in Eukaryota, Fungi, Ascomycota, Pezizomycetes, Pezizales, Pyronemataceae.
CCAAGAGCCCACUCCACCAUCCAAGACUAGGACCUCACAUCCUUCUCCAUAUCCGGUCGAUUUAACGAAAAGUUUGACUCUUAAUUUCUUGUCUUGAAGUAACUACCCACGUCGAACGGUCGAACCCCACCAUCCACCCCCCCCCCAACACACAUACAUACCACGCACCUCACAUCAUGGCUUUCGCGGGACAGACUCCCACCAUCAUUGUCCUCAAGGAGGGGACGGAUGCAUCCCAGGGACGGGGACAGAUGCUGUCCAAUAUCAACGCAUGCCUAGCAGUACAGGACACCGUCAAAUCUACUCUUGGGCCGUACGGAGGAGACCUUCUCAUCGUCGAUGCGAACGGGAGACAGACGAUUACGAACGAUGGUGCUACAGUGAUGAAGUUGCUCGAUAUUGUUCAUCCCGCGGCACGAAUACUUACCGACAUCGCACGGUCCCAAGACGCCGAAGUCGGUGAUGGCACAACAUCAGUAGUAGUGCUCGCCGCCGAGUUCCUAAAGGAGAGCAAGGGCUUCGUGGAGGAAGGCGUUUCAUCCCGCAUCAUCGUUAAGGGUUUCCGUACCGCCGCCCUGCUUGCAGAGAACAAGAUCAAGGAGAUUGCUGUCAAGAUCGACCAGACGAACAAGCGGGAUACGCUGUUGAAGCUUGCGUCCACCGCCAUGAGCUCCAAGCUCAUCAAGCGGAACUCCGUGUUCUUCGCCGAGAUGGUCGUGAAUGCUGUUGCUGCCCUGGAUCAGUCCGAGCUGAAUGAGAAGUUGAUCGGAAUGAAGAAGGUUCCUGGUGGUGGUCUUCAGGACAGCUUGUUUGUCAAUGGUGUCGCGUUCAAGAAGACGUUCUCGUACGCUGGUUUCGAGCAGCAGCCAAAGUCAUUCACCGACCCGAAAAUUGUGUGUUUGAACGUCGAGCUGGAGCUUAAGAGUGAGAAGGACAACGCAGAAGUCAGAGUGGAACAGGUCUCGGACUACCAAGCUAUUGUCGACGCGGAGUGGCAGAUUAUCUUCCAGAAGCUUCAGGCUCUGGCAGAUACCGGUGCACAGGUUGUUCUGUCUAAGCUGCCAAUCGGAGAUCUUGCCACACAGUUCUUCGCCGACCGAAACAUCUUCUGCGCCGGUCGUGUAACAAAUGAGGACAUGGAGCGCGUCCUGCAGGCCGUCGGCGCCAGUUUACAGUCCACCUGCACCGACAUCGGCCCCAGCCACCUCGGAACGUGCGAAAAGUUCGACGAGCGUCAAAUCGGCGGAGAGCGCUUCAACUUCUUCGAAGGCUGCAAGGCUGCCAAAACCUGCACGCUCGUCCUCCGCGGAGGAGCCGAGCAGUUCAUCGCCGAAGUCGAACGUUCCCUGCACGACGCCAUCAUGAUCGUCAAGAAGGCGACCAAGAACGACCUAAUCGUUGCCGGCGGCGGCGCGCUCGAAAUGGAAAUCUCCAAGUACCUGCGCGACUACUCGCGCACGAUCGCGGGCAAGCAGCAGCUCGUCAUCGCCGCGUUCGCAAAGGCCCUCGAGAUCAUCCCCAGACAGCUGUGCGACAACGCCGGCUUCGAUGCUACCGACCUCCUGAACAAGCUCCGCAUGCGCCACGCGAAGGGCGAUAUCUGGGCCGGUAUCGAUAUCGUCAACGAGGGCAUCCGCGAUAACCUCGAGGCCUUCGUCUGGGAACCCGUCUCCGUAAAGAUCAAUGCCAUCCAGGCCGCCACGGAGGCUGCAUGUCUGAUCUUGUCUGUCGAUGAGACUAUCAAGAACCAGGAGUCUCAGCAGCCGAAUGCUGGUCCUCAGAUGCCACGCGGCGCCGCACAGCGGGCACUCAGAGGACGGGGCCGGGGUAUGCCCAGACGGUAAAAGGCUGGCUGGCUGGUAGGAAGGACGGGACGGGAUGGGGAAUAGGUAGCGAGGGGAUAUCACAACACCAGAUUAGAUAGUACUUAAAAAUUGAGGUGCUAUGGUAUUCUAUUCUGUAUGAACUGUGAUUAAAGAAAGAUGGAACUCGGUGUUGCUCGAUGUAAUCUAUUCGCUUCCAUUUCCACUUGCACUGCAGUGUUAUCAAUCACCCCACCGCAUCGAAACUCG